AUGGUAGACGACUAUCGGAGUCGUAGCCGCGAGUCAAGGCGCUAUGCGCGCCGGUAUUCUACUCACGGCAGUGGGCGGGAUUCCUACGAUGAAGAUCGGCGGUAUCGCAGGUCAUACGCAUACGAUCGACAUGGUCACUAUGACAGUAUUGACGCCGUACGCGACCGUCAUAGCUACCGUGAUGAACGAAGCCACGAGAGAAGGCACUCACGAUCUCGUGAAGAAUCAACUGAUCGGAUGAGAUACGAUAGAUCAGACAGAUAUGAUGACGGUUCGUACAGGGAUAGAAGACGGGAUCGUCGAUCGGACAGAAGGGAUGACGAUCGUAGAGGUGAUGACCGCUCGGUGACACGAGACCACAGGAAAGGCCGAGCUACGGAUCGACCAAUUAAAGAGGUUAGAUACCAUGACAAGAAGCAUAGAGACAGACGGAGGAGCGCCAGUGCUGAUAGUGCAUGUAGUUUUGGUUCCCGUGUAUCGUUUGGUCGCGAUAGAGAAGAAGAGGUGACGGUGAAUACCGAACGUGAGCCUUUGGACGAAGAGUCAUUGCUCCUAAAGUCUAUGGGUUUCACGGAGUUUUCCACGACGAAAAAUAAACAACAUCUAGAUACGGACGUAUCUGGCGUGGCACAACGCUCAAAACGACAAUAUAGACAGUACAUGAACCGUCGUGGUGGUUUCAAUAGGCCUCUGUCUCCCACCUAUUAA
Messenger RNA from Babesia sp. Xinjiang, 708 nucleotides. RefSeq names its product U4/U6.U5 small nuclear ribonucleoprotein 27 kDa protein. Lineage: Eukaryota; Apicomplexa; Aconoidasida; Piroplasmida; Babesiidae. Gene Ontology annotation, cellular component: precatalytic spliceosome. The transcript has a single exon. Gene Ontology annotation, biological process: RNA splicing. Bases 1 to 708 code for a protein of 235 amino acids. The record is from RefSeq and is a predicted model, not a curated record.